AUGUCCAACGGCAGCAUGGUGCAGGGCAAGCUCAUGUGGGAGCCCAAGGACGUGGCGUCCACCUCCAUGGAUGCCUUCCGGCGCACCGUCAACCAGCGCUUUGGCCUCGACCUCAAGACGUACGACGAACUUUGGCGCUGGUCGUGCGACAACCUGGACGCCUUCUGGUCCACCGUCUGGGACGAGACGCACGUCGUUGCAUCGGUCAAGGCGCAGCGGGCCAUUGCGGAUGAUGCGCCCAUCUAUCCGCCGCCACGCUGGUUCGAAGGUGCGCGCCUCAACUUUUCCGAGAACCUGCUGCGACACGGUGCGCCCGACGCGGCCGAAGAGGCGGCGUCGCGCACGGCGGUGAUCCAGUCCACCGAGGUCGACACCACCACAGGUGAGCUCGACGAGUCCUCCAUCACGUACCGCGAGCUGUAUGUUUUAGUCGCGCGGGCAGCCGGCGCCAUGCGCGCCCGUGGCAUCAGCGUCAACGACUGCGUCGCCUCGUACUCGGCCAACAACAUCGAGAAUCUCGUGGCGUUCCUGGCAGCGUCGUCCAUCGGUGCCGUGUGGACGAGCGCAGCCGCCGACUUUGGACCCGAGGGCGUGCUGGAGCGUCUGCGCACCGUGCGUCCCAAGCUGCUGCUCAGCGUCAAUGCGGUGCGCUACAACGGCAAGGUGCACGACCAUCUCCAGAAGCUCCAGAGCGUCGUCGAUGGCCUCGAGGCAGACAGGAAGCCCGAAGAGCAGAAACUCGAGUCGGUCAUCGUCGUGCCGUACGUCCGAUCGCAUCCCGUCCCGGAGCACAGCGCUACUAGUCAGAACGGCUCGCAGGGAACGGCCUGGACGAGCUGGGAGAGCUUGCUGCAGGAAGGCGAAGCGAAUGCGCACAAGCCGAUCGCGUUUCAGCAGCUCGACUUCAACCAUCCGCUCUGGAUCCUGUUCUCGUCCGGAACGACUGGCAAGCCCAAGGCGAUAACGCACCGAGCCGGCGGGAUGCUGCUGCAGCUGUCCAAGGAGCAUCUCAUCCACGGCGGCCUCACGCCCGACGAUGUGUUCUUCCAGCACACCACCACGGGCUGGAUGAUGUGGAACUUCCUCAUCGCAGGUCUGGUGGCUGGAUGCCCCAUCGUGCUGUACGAUGGCAGUCCGCUCAAGCCGGCGUCGGUGUUGUGGGAUCUGGCCGAGAAGCACGGCGUGACGACGUUCGGUACCUCGGCGGCAUACCUGGGUGCGCUCGAAAAGAGCGGCUACGACGUGCGUGCGAGCCACCCCGGCCUCAAGGUGCGUCAGCUGCUCAGCACGGGCUCGCCGCUGCGUCCCGAACUGUACCCCUUUGUCCACGACAAGAUCGGUGCGGACAUCCUGGUUGGGUCGAUCACGGGCGGGACGGAUCUGUGCUCGCUGUUCGCGGGGCACAAUACGGCCUUGCCUGUGCGUGCGGGCGAGAUCCAGGCUCGCAAUCUCGGUAUGGACAUUGGCGUGUACGAUUCCGACAGCGCCACUGAGCUGCUCGAGCCCAACAAGGUCGGAGAUCUGGUGUGCAAGAAACCCUUUCCUGCCCAGCCGCUCGGCUUCUGGAAACAGCCCGAGUCCAAGUACUACGACUCGUACUACGCCCAGAUUCGCGGCGUCUGGUAUCACGGCGACUUUGUCAUGCUCAGCCCACACGGCGGCGUGGUGAUGCUCGGUCGAUCCGAUGGAAUCCUCAAUCCCGGAGGUAUCAGGUUUGGAUCGUCCGAGAUCUACGAGCUUCUCGAAAGCCCCGAGAACCCCAUGCAGUCGCUGAUUGUCGACUCGCUCGUAGUGGCACUCAAGACGCCCGCGGGAGACGACGAGGUAGUAUGCCUCUUUGUUGUUCUCAACCCCGCAGCGAGGAUCGCAAUGGAGGAGUUCAAGAAGAGUCUCAGCGCACUCAUCAGGUCAAAGCGAAGCGCAAGACAUGUUCCCAAGUUCAUCGAAAUCGUCCCCGACAUUCCAAAGACGCUCAACGGUAAGAAGGUCGAGGUACCCGUCAAGAAGAUCAUCAACGGCGCAGGCCUCGACGCCAUCAACAAGGCCACGCUUCUCAACCCGCAAAGCCUCGAACCAUUUGUGGUUCUGGGUGAGAAACUGCGCUCCAGCCUCGUCUAG
Molecule: messenger RNA, 2118 nt
Organism: Moesziomyces antarcticus
Lineage: Eukaryota; Fungi; Basidiomycota; Ustilaginomycetes; Ustilaginales; Ustilaginaceae
Product: acetoacetyl-coa synthetase
Exons: 1
Coding region: 1-2118 (705 amino acids)
Biological process (GO): lipid metabolic process
Cellular component (GO): cytosol
Molecular function (GO): acetoacetate-CoA ligase activity
Source: RefSeq, a predicted model, not a curated record